Messenger RNA from Trichoderma breve, 1023 nucleotides. RefSeq names its product zinc-binding dehydrogenase domain-containing protein. The record is from RefSeq and is a predicted model, not a curated record. The coding region runs from base 1 to 1023 and encodes 340 amino acids. NCBI's taxonomy places the organism in Eukaryota, Fungi, Ascomycota, Sordariomycetes, Hypocreales, Hypocreaceae. The transcript has 4 exons. Gene Ontology annotation, molecular function: oxidoreductase activity, acting on NAD(P)H.
AUGGCGAAUGAGGCAUUAUGGUUAACUGGGGUUGGCGAGGCGCCAAAGAUUGGACUGGCCGAUAUACACGAGCCUGGAGAAGGUGAGAUGUUGAUACAGGUUAAAGCUAUAGCGGUUCAGCCUGGAGAGUGGAAAAUGCAAGAGGGCCUCAUUCCUAUUAAGCUUAAAUACCCAACUGUCAUUGGCCUUUGCGCGUCUGGAAUUGUUGAAAAGACUGGCCCUGGUGUUACUCGGUUCAAGCCAGAAGACCGCAUUUUGUUCAAUUCUUCUGGCGUUCUUCGAAAUGACUCUCGUUUUGGCGCCUACCAGAGAUACUGCCUUGUUCCUGAAAAAUUAGCCUCAAAGAUAAGUGAUGUAUCAUUUGACGAAGCCGCCAACAUCGCUACAACCUAUACGGCGAUGAGUGCUCUAGUCCUUCAUCUUGGCUUGAACAGGCCACAGAUACCCAGUGCACCUGCCACUGGUGAAAGGAUUCUCAUUUGGGGAGUAUCAUCAUCGCUAGGAGUGUUUGCAACUCAAUUGGCUAGGCUAGCUGGUUACGAGGUUGUCGGUGUCGCUUCUGGCCGCCACAAGCAGCUUGCAGAGCGAUCUGGUGUUACGCAUUUUGUAGACCGCACCUCAGAGGAUGUCGUCUCUGCAGCGUCUGCACUGGGCCCAUUCAAGGCUGUUUUUGCUGCUGCCGAUGAUGCAGCGGACCAAGUCAAAAUCGGAGCGAUACUGGCAGCUCUGGGAGGAGGCUCAUUUUUAUCCACGAUGGGUGUUCGGGCAGGAGUUGAACUGCCUGCAAACGUUACGGGUCAUUUUGCCCAGUAUAUUGAUGACUACUUGGAUGAGAAGAAUAGUGAGUUCACGGAGUGGUUCUGGUGGAACUUUUUGGAGAAUGCUUUGGCCAAGAAGCAGCUCAAGUCACUCCCUCUCACUAUUAUUGGGGGAUUAGACAAAACAGGAGAGGCGUGGAGGAUUCUGAAGCAUGGAGAAAAUCACGGAACUCGACUGGUCAUUGUGCCGGACCACAAGGCAUGA